Xyrauchen texanus (razorback sucker) is the source of this 4025-nucleotide messenger RNA. RefSeq names its product solute carrier family 12 member 1 (gene slc12a1). Gene Ontology annotation, cellular component: membrane. Gene Ontology annotation, molecular function: sodium:potassium:chloride symporter activity. The record is from RefSeq and is a predicted model, not a curated record. NCBI's taxonomy places the organism in Eukaryota, Metazoa, Chordata, Actinopteri, Cypriniformes, Catostomidae. Gene Ontology annotation, biological process: sodium ion homeostasis; potassium ion import across plasma membrane; chloride ion homeostasis. The transcript is spliced from 26 exons. Bases 209 to 3307 code for a protein of 1032 amino acids.
CGACAGGUGUAUUUAGGUGCAUCCACAACCAAUGGGCUUCCACCUGUGAACUCCACACAGGUGCAGCAGCUAUAUAAAGUGUCACAUAAACUAAACGCAGUGUUCACUCUGGGUCUGAAUCCACACUGCAGGUCUAUCUGUGACCUAAAGAAAGACAGAAUCAAUCUGGAAGUGGCUCAAAUCCACUCAGAGUGAGUAAAAGUUCCUGAUGGAGAACCCAGCAUUUGAGAAAUCUAAAGAUGAGCCUCCACAGUACGAGGAGACGUCUUUCAGCAGCAACGGUUUCAAAAACGGAGAGCAUCACGCCGUCCGGCUGUCAGUAGUCAGUGCUUUUGGGCACAACACUCUAGACCGCGUUCCUAAUAUUGACUUCUAUCGUAACGCUGCGAGUAUCAGUGGACACCGAGCAGUGAGACCCUCACUACAACAGCUGCAUGAUGUUUUUCAGAAGAGCGGAGGCCUUCAGAACACGGUUGAGGACAGAGAAACGGGCAACAUGGGCGAUGUGGAGUCUGUUAUCCCACUGGAGGGCAAGGAUGAAGGAGGGGUGGUUAAAUUCGGUUGGAUCAAAGGAGUUCUGGUCAGAUGCAUGCUGAAUAUUUGGGGUGUCAUGCUCUUCAUACGCCUCUCAUGGGUGUUUGGUCAAGCAGGAAUAGGUUUGGGGAUAGUAGUUGUCCUAUUGAGUGUGGUGGUCACCAGUGUCACCUGUCUGUCAAUGUCAGCUAUAUGUACCAACGGCGUGGUACGAGGAGGUGGAGCGUACUACCUCAUAUCCCGCAGUCUGGGCCCAGAGUUUGGCGGCUCCAUCGGUCUAAUCUUUGCGUUCGCUAACGCUGUGGCUGUGGCUAUGUAUGUGGUGGGCUUUGCUGAAACAGUGGUGGAUCUGCUCAAGGAAAAUAAUGCCAUCAUCGUAGAUCCAGUGAGUGACAUCAGAAUUGUCGGCUGUAUUACUGUAGUUCUGCUGCUGUGCAUCACUGCUGCGGGAAUGGAAUGGGAGGCAAAGGCUCAGAUAAUUUUGUUGGUAAUCUUGUUGGUGGCCAUCGGCAAUGUGUUUGUGGGAACCGUGAUUCCAUCUACACAAGACAAACUUUCCAAAGGCUUUUUCAACUAUCAAGAAUCCAUUGCAAAGGAAAACUUUAUUCCGGACUUCCGUGAUGGAGAAACUUUCUUCUCUGUUUUUGCCAUAUUUUUCCCAGCAGCCACUGGGAUUCUGGCUGGAGCAAACAUUUCCGGAGAUCUGGCGGACCCUCAAGACGCCCUGCCCAAAGGCACUCUGCUCGCUAUCUUUAUAACAGGAAUUACGUAUCUGGGCAUCGCACUGUGUGUUUCUGUCACAGUCGUUCGAGAUGCGUCUGGUAACCGUAACCACACGAUUACACCAGGAUCGAGUUGUAACUUCUCCUCAGCCUGUGACUUUGGCUACGACUUCUCUAUCUGUCAGACCACCAAAUGCAACUAUGGCCUGAUGAACAACUUUCAGGUCAUGACUCUGGUGUCUGGAUUCGGUCCUCUCAUCACUGCAGGAACAUUUUCUGCCACUCUCUCCUCGGCUCUUGCGUCUCUCGUGAGUGCGCCCAAAGUCUUUCAGGCUCUGUGUAAAGACAACAUCUACAAAGGUCUGCAGUUCUUUGCUAAAGGUCAUGGGAAAAACAACGAGCCAAUCAGAGGCUAUGUCUUGACCUUCAUCAUCGCAGUGGCAUUCAUCCUCAUCGCUGAGCUCAACACUAUUGCUCCAAUCAUCUCCAACUUCUUCCUGGCCUCAUAUGCACUCAUCAACUUCUCUUGCUUCCACGCAUCAUAUGCUAAAUCACCAGGUUGGAGGCCAGCGUAUAAAUACUAUAACAUGUGGCUAUCUCUCUUCGGUGCUGUGCUUUGCUGUGGUGUGAUGUUUGUGAUAAACUGGUGGGCGGCUCUGCUCACUUACGGCAUUGAGUUCUUCCUCUAUAUCUAUGUUACCGUAAAGAAACCGGAUGUCAACUGGGGUUCGUCCACUCAAGCAGUGACGUUCAUAAACGCUGUGAACAAUGCUUUGACUUUAUCAGGCAUAGACAAUCACAUCAAGAACUUCAGACCACAGUGUCUGGUGCUGACAGGAUCUCCAAGAACUAGACCAGCACUGCUGGACAUCGCACAUUCAUUCACGAAGAAUUAUGGGCUGUGUCUAACCUGUGAGGUGUUUGUGCGUCACCAUGAUAAGAAUAUGCGAGAAAUCAGUGCUGCUGUUGAACAGAAUCAGCUGUGGCUAAAUAAACACAAGCGGAAAGCGUUCUAUACAGCCGUCACCAGUGACAAUCUUCGAGAUGGAUUAGAAAAGCUGCUACAGGCAUCAGGUCUCGGCAGAAUGAAGCCUAACACAGUGAUGGUGGGAUUUAAGCGUGAAUGGAGAACAGCCAAACCACAGGACGUUCAGAGCUAUGUGGGAAUUCUACAUGAUGCAUUUGAUUUCGAGCAGGGGACAGUGAUACUCAGGAUCAGUCAGGGGAUGGACAUCUCACAAAUACUCAAAGCAGAAGAAAUGGAGCGCUUGAUCUUGGAGCAGCAGGCACUGGAGAUGGAGGAGGACAACUUUCAGAUGCAGGGAGUGAAAGGGUUCUUCAGGAGGCCCAAAAAAUCCUCCAAAAAAGAGCUGACCAGCAGAGUUUCUCUGGAUAUUCCCCAAGCAUCAAAUCUGGCUAAAAUGAACCAGCGUUUGGUGGAGGCCAGCAGCCAGUUUAAGAAGAAACAGGGCAAAGGGACGAUUGACGUGUGGUGGCUGUUUGACGACGGAGGUCUAACGCUGUUGCUGCCUCACAUUCUGACCACUCGCAAGAAAUGGAAGGACUGUAAAAUGCGUAUCUUCAUCGCUGGGCAACCUGAACGAAUGGAGCAGGACAAAGAGGAAAUGCAGUCCCUUCUGAAGAAAUUCCGGAUCAAGUGUGACGACAUCAAAGUUAUUGCAGACAUCAAUGCCAGGCCAAGCACUGAGAGCUGGAAAGCAUUUAAGGACAUGAUCGAGCCAUUCCGUCUGCAUGAGGGAUCAAAGGAGACGACUCAUGCUGAAGCUCUGAAAAAAGAACAUCCCUGGAAGAUCACAGAUGCUGAACUUGAUGCCUUUGAAGAAAAGACUAACCUGCAGGUGCGUUUGAACGAGCUUCUCCAGGAGAGCUCUCGAGCAGCUAAACUUGUUGUGGUGAGUAUGCCCAUCGCUCGUAAAGGCUCCGUCUCUGAUCAUCUGUAUAUGGCCUGGAUGGACGUGCUCACGAAGAAUCUACCACCGACCGUCCUGAUUCGAGGAAACCACAAGAGUGUGCUGACUUUCUAUUCCUGAGCUGCACACAAACACAAUAACACUUUAAUAAACACCUUUGCACAAUGCACAGACACUGCCAACACACACACACACACACACACACACACACACACAGAGAGAGAACACACUUUCUAUGUUCAAAACAGCAUAAUACCAAACAACUCAUACUUUAUUGUGUGCAGUCUGUGAGGAAUGAAUUGGCUGAAUAUGAACUGAAUAUCUGCUAUAAUUUUUUACAUCUUUUUCUUGAUUUUUAUUUCAUCGAAUAAGACAUUUUCACACAAAAUUGGAUAAAAGAUAUAAAAUAAUAAUUUGAAUUUCUGAGAUGAUUACUAGAUGUCACUUACUAAAACAUGCAACAUAAAGAGGUCAUGUGACAAUGUAACACACUGCUGUUUGAAAUAUUUGUUGUUGCAUACUGUUUCACAUACUAUUUGCCAAAAAUAGUGCACAAUGUGCAGUGUAUACUGCGAAAUAAUAAGUACUCUAGAAUUCCAUUCUGAACAGCCAUAAUCAACACUAAGCAUACACUAUAGAACGUAUAUUCUCCCCUCUAUUGAAAAUAUGUAGUUAAAGUUGAAGUAGAUAUGGGUACACAUAGCCAUUCUUUUGUACAUUCACUAACGGUCCAUUAUGAUAUUAUCUUGCCAAUCCUAUUUAUAGUUAUGAAGUACUGGGAAAGACUUUGUGUUCUUGAUAAUUAAUAAAUACAUUUUGAAAAACACAGCUCAAGAAA